GCAAUCCUAUUGCACAUUCUGUCCUGGCGGCGGCGCCCCACUUUGCAGCUAGCCAAGCCGGCGGAGCGCGGAGGCAGCGAACAUGGCGACAGGGAGAAGCCGCGCCGGGGAGCCGCGCUCUCCGCUCCGGGAAACGGCCCCCCGGCUGGCGAUGCCGCCGCGUCUCGCCCUCCUCCUCCUCUUCCUGCUCUCCGCCUGCAGCCUCCGGCCGGCCGAGUCCACCGACAAGACCUUGCGGCUGCACGCCGCUUACACAUCCCGAGCCCAGGACCGGGGCUUCGAGGUGCUGCGGGCGAGGAGUCCCGAUGGCACAGUCAGGCAGCCGGCGCCGGGCGAGAUGCUGCGGAACAAGCGGAGCGCCGCCGCUGCCCAGCAGCAGGAAUCCAUGAAGGUGUACGGACAGGUCAGCCUGAAUGAUUCCCAUAACCAGAUGGUCGUUCACUGGGCUGGAGAGAAAAGCAACGUCAUCGUCGCUUUGGCCCGUGAUAGCUUAGCCUUCCUAGGCCCCAAGUUAAGUGAUGUUUAUAUUUCUUACGACUACGGGAAAACGUUUAAAAAGAUAUCGGAGAAAUUCAAUUUUGGCCCGGGGAACAGCAGCCAAGCAGUGAUUGCUCAAUUCUACCACAGCCCAGCCGACAACAAGAGGUACAUCUUUGUUGAUGCUUACACUCAGUACCUAUGGCUUACCACGGACUUCUGCAACACCAUCCAAGGCUUCCCAAUUCCAUUCAAAGCGGCAGAUCUGCUUUUGCACAGCCGGCUCCCAAACCUCAUCUUGGGAUUUGACAAGACCCAUCCGAACAAGCAGCUCUGGAAGUCGGAUGAUUUUGGGCAGACGUGGAUAAUGAUUCAUGAGCACGUGAAAUCGUUUUCCUGGGGUGUUGAACCCUAUGACAAACCCUACGCAGUUUACAUCGAGCGCCAUGAGCCCACCCGGGCCUCCACCGUCCUCCGCAGCACCGAUUUCUUUCAAACCAGAGAAAACAAAGAGAUUCUGCUCGAGGAGGUUGAAGACUUCCAACUCAGGGAAAAGUAUCUGUUUGCAACAAAAUCUGUGCAUCUUUUAGGGACGCAGCAGCCAUCCGUUCAGCUUUGGGUAUCCUUUAACCGCAAGCCGAUGCAACCAGCCCAGUUUGUGACGAGGCACCCCAUUAAGGAAUACUAUAUUGCGGACACAUCUGAAGACCAGGUGUUUGUGUGUGUCAGUCACAGUAACAACGGCACCAACCUCUACAUCUCCGAAGCGGAAGGCCUAAGGUUUUCAUUGACUUUGGAGAACGUCCUGUACUACAGCCCGGGAGGAAUGGGGAGUGACACUUUGGUCAAGUACUUUGCAAACGAGCCCUUUGCGGACUUCCACCGCGUGGAGGGGGUUCCGGGGGUCUACAUCGCCACCUUGAUCAACAGCUCCUUCAGCGAGGAGAACAUGCGGUCUGUCAUCACCUUCGACAAAGGUGGGACUUGGGAAUUUCUCCAGCCGCCAGAGUAUACUCGCUACGGCGAAAAGAUAAAUUGUGAGCUUUCCAAGGGCUGCUCUCUUCACCUGGCCCAGCGGCUGAGCCAGCUCCUCAACUUCCAACUGCGCAGAAUGCCCAUCCUCUCCAAAGAAUCAGCUCCGGGACUGAUCAUCGCAACAGGAUCCGUGGGCAAGAACAUGGCAAACAAAAUGAACGUGUACAUUUCAAGCAGCGCAGGGGUCCGGUGGAAAGAGGUCCUGUCCGGACCCCAUUAUUACUCAUGGGGUGACCACGGAGGGAUCCUCAUGGCGGUAACACAGGGCACAGAGACAAACCAGCUCAAGUACAGCACAAAUGAAGGCGAGACCUGGAAGGUGUUCACCUUUUCGGAGAAGCCGGUUUUUGUUUACGGCCUCCUGACAGAGCCCGGCGAGAAAAGCACCAUCUUCACCAUCUUUGGCUCUUACAAGGAGAAUAGACACAGCUGGCUCAUUCUGCAGAUCAAUACCACGGAUGUGCUUGGGGUGCCUUGCACUGAAAACGAUUACAAACUGUGGUCCCCCUCUGACGAGAGAGGCAAUGAGUGUCUCCUGGGACACAAGACGGUCUUCAAAAGACGAACUCCCCAUGCGACUUGCUUCAAUGGGGAAGACUUUGAUCGUCCGGUCAUGGUCUCCAACUGUUCUUGCACCAGAGAAGACUAUGAGUGUGACUUUGGCUUCAAGCUGAGCGAAGACUUGUCAUUAGAAGUUUGUUUACCAGACCCUGAAUUUGCCGGCAAACCAUCUUCUCCCCCUGUGCCAUGUCCCAUUGGUUCAACUUACAAGAAGACCAGAGGUUACCGCAAGAUAUCCGGAGACACUUGCUCAGGAGGGGACGUUGAGGCUCGGCUGGAAGGGGAAUCUGUUCCAUGUCCAUUAGCAGAGGAGAAUGAAUUCAUUCUCUACACCACGCGGUACUCCAUCCACCGAUACGACCUCUCCUCUGGGGUCAGCGAAGAGCUGCCGCUGACGGGGUUGCGAGGGGCGGUGGCGCUUGACUUUGAUUAUGACCGCAACUGUUUGUACUGGGCCGAUGUGACACUAGACAUUAUCCAGCGCCUGUGUCUUAAUGGGAGCUCAGGACAGGAGAUCAUCGUCAGCAGCGGUCUGGAGACGGUCGAAGCGUUGGCCUUUGAACCCAUCAGCCAGCUGCUGUACUGGGUGAAUGCCGGCAUACCAAAAAUCGAGGUCGCCAACCCAGAUGGAGACUUGCGACUUACAGUGUUGGAUUCCUCUGUGCUUGAACGGCCGCGAGCCUUGACUCUGGUACCCAAAGAGGGGCUGAUGUUUUGGACAGACUGGGGGGACUCCAAGCCUGGCAUUUACCGCAGUGAGAUGGACGGCUCUUCCCCGACUUGCGUUGUCUCCGAGGGAGUGAGGUGGCCGAAUGGCAUUUCGGUGGACGAUCAUUGGAUCUACUGGACGGAAGCCUACAUGGACAGGAUCGAGCGCAUCGAUUUCAAUGGCUUGCAGAGAUCGGUAAUCCUGGACAGCCUCCCGCAUCCUUACGCCAUUGCUGUUUUUAAGAAUGAAAUCUAUUGGAACGAUUGGUCGCAGCUGAGCAUUUUCAGAGCCUCUAAACACAGCGGGUCCAAAAUGGAGACGUUGGUUGACCAUCUCAAUGGUGUGAUGGAUAUGAAGAUCUUCUACCGGGGAAAGACAGCAGGGCAGAAUGCUUGCAUCUCCAAGCCUUGCAGCCUUUUGUGCCUCCCAAGAUCAAACAACAGCCGAAGCUGUAAAUGCCCCGAGGGAGUUGCCAGCCACGUGCUCCCAUCUGGGGAAGUGAGAUGUGAUUGCCCGCCUGGGUAUCUCUUGAAGAACAGCACCUGUGUAAAGGAAGAAAACACCUGUCUCUCCAACCAGUACAGAUGUUCGAACGGGAAUUGCAUCAACAGCAUUUGGCAGUGCGACAACGACAACGACUGCGGGGAUAUGAGCGACGAGAAGAAUUGCCCAACAACUGUGUGUGAUGUUGACACUCAGUUCCGGUGCCACGAGUCGGGGACCUGCGUCCCGCUGUCCUACAAGUGUGACCUGGAGGAUGAUUGCGGAGACAACAGUGACGAGAGCAACUGCAAAACCCACCAGUGCCGCGAGGAUGAAUUCAGCUGCAACUCGGGGAUGUGUGUUCGCCUGUCAUGGAAGUGUGAUGGGGAUAACGAUUGCCGAGACUGGUCUGAUGAAGCAAACUGCACUACAGUGUACCACACUUGUGAAGCCUCCAGUUUCCAGUGCCAUAAUGGGCACUGCAUCCCCCAGAGGUGGGCAUGUGAUGGUGAUGCCGACUGCCAAGAUGGAUCUGAUGAGGACCCCACCAACUGUGAGAAGAAGUGCAACGGCUUCCAGUGCCCUAACGGGGGUUGCAUCCCUUCCAGCAAGCGCUGCAAUGGGUUCCGCGACUGCUCUGACGGCUCUGACGAAGAGCAUUGUGAGCCCAUCUGUACACGCUACAUGGAUUUCGUGUGUAAGAAUCGGCAGCAGUGUUUGCUGCGUUCCAUGGUGUGUGAUGGCACCGUGCACUGUCGAGAUGGCUCAGAUGAAGACUCUGCCUAUGCUGGAUGCUCCCAAGACCCCGAGUUCCACCACACUUGUGACCAGUUUAGCUUCCGGUGUCAAAAUGGUGUGUGCAUUAGUUUGGUGUGGAAAUGUGAUGGCAUGGAUGACUGUGGGGACUAUUCUGAUGAGGCAAACUGUGAAAACCCAACCGAAGCCCCAAACUGCUCUCGGUACUAUCAGUUCCAGUGUGACAACGGGCACUGCAUCCCUAACAGGUGGAAAUGUGACAAAGAGAACGACUGCGGCGACUGGUCUGAUGAGAAGGCCUGCGGAGGUUCAGCCGUCGUCCCCGUCACCACCUUGGCCCCUGCCACGUGUUCGCCUAACCACUUCCGGUGCAAUGGCGGUGCUUGCAUCAUGAACAGCUGGGUUUGCGACGGAUACCGGGACUGCGCAGACGGCUCUGACGAGGAUGCUUGCCCCACAACACCAAUUGGUGCAACUUCAACGUCGCCCAGUGUCACCGGACGCUGCAGUCGAUUUGAGUUUGAGUGCCAGCAGAUGAAGAAAUGUGUCCCAAAUUGGAAGCGCUGCGAUGGCUUGAGAGACUGUCAGGAUGGCACUGAUGAGCUGAACUGCCCUACUCACAGCACCUUGUCGUGCCCUAAUGGGUUCAAGUGUGAAGAUGGAGAGGCUUGCAUCACGAUGACGGAGAGAUGUGACGGGUUCCUGGAUUGCUCGGAUAGCAGCGACGAAGGAAACUGUACCGAUGACACUCUUGUCUAUAAAGUGCAGAACCUCCAAUGGACAGCCGAUUUCUCCGGCAACAUCACUUUAACCUGGACCCGCCCUAAGAAGAUGCCCCUUGCAUCCUGCGUCUACAAUAUCCAUUACAGGAUGGUUGGAGACAGCGUGUGGAAAUCCUUAGAAACCCACAGCAACAAAACCAACAGCGUCUUGAAAGUCCUGAAGCCAGACAGCACGUACCAGGUCAAAGUGCAGGUUCAAUGCCUGAGCAAAGCGUACAACACCAACGACUUCAUCACCUUGCGUACCCCGGAAGGACUGCCAGACCCUCCCCGACAUCUUCAGUUAUUGCUGAAGAGAGAAGCUGAAGGCGUUGUGGUUUGCCAGUGGGCACCUCCAGCGAAUGCCCACGGCCUGAUCAGAGAAUAUGUUGUGGAAUACAGCAGAGCUGGUUCCAAGGAAUGGUCGUCUGUGAGAGCCGCCAGCAACUACUCGGAGAUAGAGAGCCUGCAGGUCAACGUGUUAUAUACAGUCAGAGUUGCUGCGGUAACUAGCCGUGGAGUGGGAAACUGGAGUGAUUCCAAAUCCAUACGAACCGUAAAAGGCAAAGUUAUUCCACCACCUACGAUCCAUAUUGAUAGCUACACUGAAAACUCCAUAAGCUUCACCCUCAAAAUGGAAGCUAACAUUCAGGUGAAUGGUUACGUUGUGAAAAUCUUCUGGACUUUCGACACCCACAGACAAGAAAAAAUAUCCUUGCUCAUUGAUGGGGGGAAGUCGGCACAAACUGUGAGCAACUUGACCGCUCAGACACAGUACGAGAUUUCUGCAUGGGCCAAGACGGAGCUGGGUGACAGCCCUCUGUCUUUUGCCCACGUGGUGACCAGCGGCACAAGACCGUCCCCUCCCAGUCUGAAAGCCAAAGCUGUGAAUCAGACAGCGGUGGAGUGCAACUGGACUGGCCCCAAGAAUGUGGUAUAUGGCAUAUUUUAUGCUACAUCUUUCCUGGAGCUCUACAGGAAUCCUACCAAUGCCACCACCACACUGCACAACAUUACAGUCAUUGUCAACAGAGAUGAGCAGUACUUAUUUCUGGUACGUGUGAUAUCCCCAUACCAAGGGCCGCCUUCCGAUUACAUCGUUGUGAAGAUGAUUCCUGACAGUCGCCUCCCCCCUCGGCACCUUCACUCUGUGCACCUGGCAAAAACCUUUGCGGUUAUCAAGUGGGAGUCUCCUUAUGAUUCUCCCGACCAAGAUAUGUUGUAUGCUGUAGCCGUGAAAGAUUUAAUCAAGAAAACAGACCGGAUCUACAAGGUGAAAACCCGCAACAGCACUGUGGAGUAUACCAUCAAGAAGCUGGAACCUGGUGGCAAGUACCAUAUCAUCGUCCAGCUGGGAAACAUGAGCAAAGAGGCCAGUUUGAAACUUAGCACAGUUUCCCUGGCUGCACCGGAUGCUUUAAAGAUCAUAGCAGAAAACGACCACAUCUUGUUGUUUUGGAAGAGUUUAGCUUUAAAAGAAAGUCAUUUUAGUGAAAGCCGGGGGUAUGAAAUACACAUGUUUGACAGCGUGACAAAUAGCACGGCGUACCUGGGCAAUACCACGGAGAACGUCUUCAAAGUCUCCAACCUGAAGAUGGGGCAUAAUUACUCCUUCACGGUGCAAGCAAGAUGUCUUUACAGCGGGCAGGUGUGUGGGGAGCCUGCAACACUACUUUACAACGAAGUGGGAAGCGGCAGGGAUCCUGCUGCAACCACCAUGAGCAAGCCUACAGACGUGGCUGCCAUUGUGGUGCCGAUAUUAUUCCUCUUGCUAGUGACAGUGGGCAUAGGGUUCGUUGCCUUGUACAUGAGGCACAGAAGACUUCAGAAUAGCUUCACGGCCUUCGCAAACAGCCACUACAGCUCCCGACUGGGUUCAGCAAUAUUCUCAUCAGGCGAUGAUUUAGGAGACGAGGACGACGAAGCGCCGAUGAUCACAGGCUUUUCAGACGAUGUCCCCAUGGUGAUAGCAUGAAGAGCGUUUCUGACUCUGGAAACCAAAAUGGUGUAAAUAUUUUAUUUGAUAAAAAAAGGAGAAAAAACACAGUCAACUGUUUAUUUUAAAACAAUAUACAGUAUAUAUAUAUAUAUAUCUGCACUUUUGAGUUGCAAUAUGUUAUUUUUGUAUGGCCGGAAAAAAAGAAGAAAUAAUUAUUACACUUUGUAGUACACAGCUGUGAACUUUCAAACCAGGUUGAUUUCGUAACAAUUUCUGUUUCUUUGUUACCCUCCCAUUUCCAACCUUUAAUUUAGUCUUACAAGGCUGUGCUUGCUGGGCAUGCUUUUAAGUCUGUGAGAUAAUUCUCUCAACCCCCCACCCUCCCCACCCCGGUCCUUGUUGACUUUGACUCUGAUCCUCUGAGAAGUGGUGCUUGGUCAGAGAGAAACCGCUUGAUGCUCCUUCCAGCUUUGACAUGAUACCAUAGAGUUGGUUGUGAAGAAUGGCACAAGUUUGGCUGCCACCGACAUGGAAGCACACUCCCCCUCGUAAUGUGUAAUAUUGGAAAGGCGUGUGACGUCUACCAUCCCUUUCCCCAUAUCACUGGCCCCCACUGCGCUGGGAAAGGGGCAGGUCACAAAGUGGGGAGUCCCAGCUCUCAGGCUGUAGCAUGCCACUUCCCUCUUUCCCUGCCCCUCUUUCCCAUACACAACUCAGUGGUUCACUGGCGCCACCUGGGAUGCAGUAGCAGCUGGAGUUAGCCUUUGGUCAUCACGCACAUUGCGCGGGCCGUGCGUCGGCUUCAGAGCUUGUUCCCCAGCCUGAACAACUUGGUCGCCAGAGGCAGGGAUGCUUCUGAAGGCCAGUUGCUAGAAGCCACAGGAAGGGAGAGUGCUCUCGUGCUCAGGUCCUGGUUGCUGGUCUCCUGUAGUCAUCUGGUUGGCCACUAUGAGGACAGGGUGCUGGUUUAGAUGUGUCACAGGCCUGAUCCAGCAGGCUCUUGUGAGGAGACAUUUCUUGGGCUAAUCUCCUGCUUCUGUUCUGUUCUGAUUUGCUGUCUCGGAUCUUUUUUUUUGGGGGGGGACCACAGAACUGGGACCCAGGUGGUGCUGUGGGUUAAACCACAGAGUCUAGGGCUUGCUGAUCGGAAGGUCGGCGGUUCGAAUCCCUGCAACGGGGUGAGCUCCCGUUGCUCAGUCCCAGCUCCUGCCCACCUAGCAGUUCGAAAGCACAUCAAAGUGCAAGUAGAUAAAUAGGGACCGCUCCAGUGGGAAGGUAAACGGUGUUUCCGUGCGCUGCUCUGGUUCGCCAGAAGCAGCUUUGUCAUGCUGGCCACGUGACCCGGAAGCUGUCUGCGGACAAACACCGGCUCCCUCGGGCUAUAGAGCGAGAUGAGCGGCACAACCCCAGAGUCGGACACGACUGGACCUAAUGGUCAGGGGCCCCUUUACAGAACUGCUACCACCCCACCGGAUAGUUUCUGAAAGCCCACCAGCUCCUUGACACAGUUUCUGACCAUUUCCAACACUUGGCCACCCAGAGCAAAACUGGGGAACCCUGCAAUGUUAUGCAAUCACAUCAUGUGUUUCCAUUACUGCACAUUACCAGGGAAGGGGGACGAACAGGGCUGUUUUCAGAGCCCUGUUUCUAGUUUGGAUGAAAGAUAUGGGGGCAAGGAAGGACUGCUGAGAGGUUCCUUUCUGACCUUCGUUAUAUGGUGGUUAUGCAACCGAAGUGGGUAAGGUGGGGCAACAACGGUGUCUUGCCCAUUCGCUAUCUUAGGGCACACCCCUGCCCCCCAAAUGCUGCUGCUACAAACCUCUCUUCAUUUCCAGAGGUCUUGCAUGAAAUCCUUACCCAAUUCCACAAGGCUGGCAACUAGCAGAACCACUUUACUCAGGAUCAGAGUCCAAACUAGCUUCUUUCUUUUUUCCUAAGAGAAAAUUUUAUUUUAAUAAAUUCAGGAAAAUAUAAAUAUAUAUCUAUAUAUAUAUCUAUGAAGAGAGAUAAUCAUUCCUGAAGGUUUUAACAUUGGCUUAAAAAUAUUUGGAUCUUGUUUUAUAUGAGAUUUUUUUGUGUUCUGUUUUAUUAAUUUAUUAGGAAAUCUGCUUUUGGUCAGAGUUCCAGAAUUCUCAGUCAUGUUGCACACUUAUUGUGUGAGGAGAUGUGCCACUUUAAUCUUUUGCAAAAUAGUCGUUUCUUCCCUCCAACCCCUUAUGUGUCUUGUAAUUGAAUCAGGUAUUAUUGCCAUAGUAAAAGAAAAGAAAAACAUUUUUAUCUUUGAAUACUUUCCCAUGCUUUAGGAGAAAACGAAACGAAAAAGUGGGGAGGGGGGAGGGGGUAGAGUGUGAGACUUGUUGAUUUGUAAAACUGAGGGCUAAAAUAGUUUCUGCAGAGCACUUAGUACACAUUCAUGGAAGCAAAAAAAGAUACAGUGGUGCCUCGCAAGACGAAUUUAAUUCGUUCCACGAGUCAGUUCGUUUUGCGAAAAAUUCGUCUUGCAAAUCGCGGUUUCCCAUAGGAAUGCAUUGAAAUUUCUUUUUUUGCCCAUAGGAACGCAUUAAUUAAAUUUCAAUGCAUUCCUAUGGGAAACCGCGAUUCGCAAGAUGAGUUUUUCGCAAAACGAAUUCGUCUUGCGAGUCACCAUCAGAUCGCAAGACGCAUUCGUCUUGCGAAAAAUUUGUCUUGCAGGGUAUUCGUCUUGCGAGGUACCACUGUACCUAUCCAGGCGCACAAAGGUUCAUACACUGGUUAACUUUUCUGUUUGUGUGUUUUUAAUGCAAGUGAAGAUGAUGAAGCCCUGAGAGGGAGGAGCUCUUGCAUGAUGAGGAUGAGGAAUCCCCAUUCACUCUAAUGAAAGGGGCAAUGUCCAUGAUAGACCACUUUCUGCAAGAAGAACUACCUGCUCCAUGUAGACACUGUGCCUCCAUAUGCACUUGAGAACUUCUGGAUCAGGGUUGAACCCUCCCAUGUUUGUUUGUUUUUUCGCAUUCAAUGGGUAUGGGAAUUUGGGGGCCACUUGCCACCUGCUUGGAUCAUUGCCAAUAAGUGGGGGUUGCAUCCAAUGCAACGAUAAGCGACCCAUUCCAUUAGUUCAAGGGUUUAUGUUUGCGCAAUGAAACUUCCCUAUGUGCCCGCCCAAUCUGGGUUUCCCCUUCCAAACCUCUGGGGCAGAUUUGAGGAGGGCACAUUGCACGUGUGGGGGUCGGAAUCCCCAUGUCCAACUGUAAAUCCUUGAACUAAUGGGACAAGGGCAUUGGGGGCUGCCGUAGGAGUUGCAGACUUAGCAUAGCUAUGCAACUUGGGCUCCCAAGCCAAAUAUCUGGUUCUCCUUGUCUUGUAUUUGUGUGAGUUACAAUGUGGAUUCCAUCAUGAAAAACAAAAGAAAACACAAAACAGUAGGAAGAAGGGAUUGCUUAAAAAUUAGGUGUCCCGCACAAAGGCUGCUAAAAUACAGCUUCCCUGUGGCCGACAGGGUGCAAGCCCAGAUGUGUGCCUGCUCAAAAGUUUCCUCUCCUUGCUGGUGUUACAUGGCCCUGUUUGACCUUUGGUGCAGUUUGGACAUUUCCAAAGCAUCCUGUGUACUGGAGGAGCAGGCCUGUUCCUUCUACCUUACGUCUAAGCCAGGGGCCAAUUGUUGCCCUCUGGACCUCUCUAUCUGGCCGUCAAGAUUCUCUGCAGGCCUCCUAGCCAGCCACACCCCUACGGGCCCUGCUCUACACCCUCCUUGAGUGUUUUUGCCUGGCUUGAAUGUGUCCUUAGUUCUGUUCAUGCCACCUCCUUGCUUGGAUGGAGGAUAGAGACGGGUGUGCAUGGAAGGAUGCAGGAAGGUAGCCUAAAAUCUCGAGGUAGACUCAGCAUUCAUUGCUCUGCCCACUUCUUCCAGGCUGAAAACAGUUACCCACUACUGAUCUACCGUAAAUUUAAUGUGUGGUACAAGUGCUCCAUGGGGCGGGGGUGGGG
Messenger RNA from Zootoca vivipara (common lizard), 10684 nucleotides. RefSeq names its product sortilin related receptor 1 (gene SORL1). NCBI's taxonomy places the organism in Eukaryota, Metazoa, Chordata, Lepidosauria, Squamata, Lacertidae. Gene Ontology annotation, cellular component: Golgi apparatus; membrane. Gene Ontology annotation, biological process: protein retention in Golgi apparatus; post-Golgi vesicle-mediated transport; protein targeting to lysosome. Gene Ontology annotation, molecular function: protein binding. The record is from RefSeq and is a predicted model, not a curated record.